AUGUCGUCUUCUUCGCAGGUCACCGAGUCGUGGAUCGCGUCCUUUUGCGGGCUUUUGGGCCACGAAUACUUCGCUGAGGUGUCAGAAGACUUCAUCGAAGAUGAUUUCAACCUGACAGGCCUGCAAUCGCAGGUGCCCAUGUACAAGGAGGCCUUGGAGAUGAUACUGGACGUGGAGCCGGAGGACGAUGAGGAUGAGGAAGAGGAAGAGGAAGAAGAGGACGAAGAAGACGAGAUACUAGGUGAUGAGAGAGCACCGGGCUACCGAAGGGCAGGCGACCGCAGACAUCUCCGCAUAGCAUCUGAUCUCAGCGUGAUAGAGAGCUCCGCUGAGCUGCUCUACGGACUCAUACAUCAGCGCUACAUCACCUCACGACCAGGUAUACAGCAGAUGGCUGAAAAGUACGAGCUCCAGCACUUUGGUACCUGCCCGCGCGUAAACUGCAACUCCUGCAAAGUCCUCCCCGUCGGCCUCAACGACAGCCCUGGCCACGAGACAGUCAAGCUGUUCUGCCCUUCCUGCUUAGACGUAUAUACCCCGCCCAACUCGCGCUUCCAGACCGUCGACGGUGCUUUCUUCGGCACGACUUUCCCUUCGCUCUUCUUCAUGACCUUCACGGACCUCGACAUUGGCGGUGGGCUGCGCAACAACACGUCGAACACUAUCGAUGCACUACAACAAUUACAAUCGCAAAGCGCAGAUGGCAAGUCGCGGAAUACCACACCUUCAAAUGUCACUUCCAUAAACGGCGUCGCACCGCACAACCUUGCACCUGGCCUCGGUACAGGCAGCAUCUACGAACCACGCAUCUACGGCUUCCGAGUCAGCGAGCGCGCACGAUCAGGGCCUCGAAUGAAGUGGUUACGGAUGCGGCCUACAGACGUUACUGAGCUCGACGAAACGAGAAGAUACUGGGAAGAACAUGACGAGGAUGCAGACCGGCCAGAUGACGAUGACCUUAACAUGGUCGAUGUAGCAGAAGGUGGCAAGGGUGCGCCAGUAGACCGAAGAAAGAAAGCUAUCCGCACACGACGACGGCCGACAAACGGAUCCAACGUUGGCGGGGGCAGCCCCAUGGACACCAACGGUGUCGGAGCAGCUGCGGGCUAG
Alternaria atra is the source of this 1110-nucleotide messenger RNA. RefSeq lists its product as uncharacterized. Gene Ontology annotation, cellular component: cytoplasm; protein kinase CK2 complex. NCBI's taxonomy places the organism in Eukaryota, Fungi, Ascomycota, Dothideomycetes, Pleosporales, Pleosporaceae. The transcript has a single exon. Gene Ontology annotation, molecular function: protein kinase regulator activity. The record is from RefSeq and is a predicted model, not a curated record. Bases 1 to 1110 code for a protein of 369 amino acids.